AGGAGAUGUGGUUGGGAACUGAGGAUGGGCUUUUCUGUGCAGGAAAGUUUUGUGCGGCCCAAAACUCAUCGAUUCGAACUCUGCGCGCAGAAUCCUCGUCGGUGAUUGUUGAUAUUGCGAGUAAUACUCUUAUUGUUCACGGAAUAGACAGUCAACACUGCUUGGAGAAUCAUGAGUGCCAGAAGUCAAUGGCUCGACAGACUGGAUGAACUACACACCGCGCCAGAACCCACCCCCGAACUGCGCAAGCAAGCCGAGUCAGAAGUCCUACAAGAUCUCUCCCUGCAUCCUCCUUCACAAACAUCUCUGCAUCCCUCGAUCCCCGCCCUGCGCGACUCAAAAUUCACACCGCUGAUGCAGGACGCGCUCGAGCAACUGGCCAAGGCCGACGGCGACACAAGCGUGCUGGCCGGGAUUGAUACGUCGCGGUACUCCAGCCUGGGGAUGGACACCGAGGAUCCCGAGCAGCAGAAGGCCGAGCUGCGGAAAGUCUACGUCGCGCUCGCGUACACGCAGAUCCGGAAGGAGAACCUGGAUAUCAUGACGUUGCUGGGGAAGAACCAGUGGCUGCUGAGUAACGACGAGCUCGAGCAGGAUUUACGAGCGCUCGAGUCGGAUCUGGUGGCGGAGCAGAACGAGGCGGCGUUGAUUGCACGGCAAGCAAAGGGCCUGUAGAGCUGUUUUUGUAAAAUCUAGUGAUGUACGAUAGGAGCGAAUAAAUCAGA
Messenger RNA from Myxozyma melibiosi, 725 nucleotides. Its product is annotated as Pre-mRNA-splicing factor SPF27. The record is from RefSeq and is a predicted model, not a curated record. Gene Ontology annotation, biological process: mRNA processing. NCBI's taxonomy places the organism in Eukaryota, Fungi, Ascomycota, Lipomycetes, Lipomycetales, Lipomycetaceae. The coding region runs from base 172 to 675 and encodes 167 amino acids. The transcript is spliced from 2 exons.